GAUGUCGACAUAUUCCUAGACCUGCCCUGUGACAACGACAAUUCCUAGGUAUCUUUCACUUUCUCUCAACCAUCAAUGUCUUUUGUCCGCUUUCCUACACACCUACACUACCUUUUAAGCACAACACUUUACACAAUCAUUACCAUAUCAAUCAAUCAUGAAGAAAAAACAGAAUCAGAUCACCUUUGGCUUCUGCGACGUCAACACUGGCCAGAGAGUCUACCCUGCUCUUACUGACUUGCCUGAGAAGCUCCCUCCUGCGCAACAACUGUACACUACCCACGACAACAUGUACGCUGCCAUUACUUGCUCGCCACAGAUCGGCCAGCCAACUGUCAUCUCUAAAGACCAAGAUACAGUUCACUUCUGCGUGUUGUUGGAGACAUCUGCUUCAUCGCUAGUAAGCGAAGACCAGAUCAAAGUCACUAUCUGGCACAACCACAAAGGUCAACAUGAUUGGUCCGAUCUCCUCCUGCAGCCAUCUGCUGAUCACGAGGAUAUUCUUCUUGUGAACUCCAAGCCUGGUAUUGCUCGCAGAUGGUAUACUGGAGGAAUUUCCGGCAGACCCGAUGAUCUAAGACCAGUCUCUUUCACCGUCAAAUUCCAGGUCGGUGGCGACUCGGGCUGGAAAUGGAUCAAAGAUCAAAGCGGAUUGGAUGAUGGACAUCUACACUAUCAACAGUCUCAUGAAGGACUUGGCUUUCCUGAAUACUUUGGCGGCACCGGCUCCGACCUCAACAUUCGCAAGAUGACCGCCGAUACACCUGACACAAAACUGUAUUCUAUCACAGCUUCUGCCGCACCUGCCAAAGACGAAGACUCAGGCUACAGCAGACACGUUCUGGGUACACCAAAGGACUUCACACGCUUCUUCAGUCUGGUCCGACUCUGGUCUCCAUGGCUCGCACCACGUCAGGGCAAGGACAAGUUCCAUUUGGACAAGGACGCUGUUCUUGCAGCCUUCCUUCGUCACGAUGGAGCACACGUUGUCUGUCUUGCUAUCAGCGGUAUUGAGGACGUCCUCACUAUCUUCAAACAUGAUGACAACGGUAAUGUCAUCAUACAGGGUCGUAACGAUCGCGAAAAGGAAGGCACCAGUCAUGUGGUCGUCGCAGUCGCCGACUCAUUCGAAAUUGCCAAUGCUGCAGUCAUGUAUCAUGCGCGCAAGAUAGUCGGGGGCUAUGAGUUAGCUUCAGGUCAGGUCGAGACCGAGACAAAGGCCCUGACGGAGAAGAAUGUCAAAGCUGAAUGGCUUGAGGAGUGGUACGAUGGCUUCACGUACUGCACUUGGAACGGCCUAGGUCAGAGACUUACUGUCGACAAGAUCAAUGAGGCCUUGGAGUCCCUCAAGAAAGAGGAUAUCAUUAUCGAGAAUCUGAUCAUUGACGACAACUGGCAAUCGCUGUCAGAGGGUAAAGGUCAGAUGGAAAGAGGCUGGACCGACUUUGACGCGAACAAGGAGGGCUUCCCCCACGGUCUCAAGCACGCUGUUACGGAUAUUCGCAAGAAGCAUCCAAACAUCAAUCAUAUUGCUGUAUGGCAUGCUAUCCUGGGCUACUGGGGUGGCGUAGCCAAGGACGGUAACAUCGCAAAGAACUACAAGACCACAACAGUUCAGAAAGAGCCAGGAGUUGCCGAAGGAGAGAUGCUGGUCGUCGAUGCCUCCGAUGCUCAACGCAUGUACAACGACUUCUAUGCUUUCUUGGACGACUGCGGUAUCACUGGAGUCAAGACUGAUGCUCAGUUCUUCUUGGACAUGAUUGUCGACGCCCCUGAUCGCAGAAGCUUGACGACAGAGUACCAGGAUGCUUGGACAAUCGCUCAUCUCCGCCACUUCGGAUCAAGAGCCAUCUCGUGCAUGUCUCAGACGCCUCACAUCCUCUUCCACUCUCAGCUCCCUACCAACAAGCCUCGUCUGCUUGUUCGCAAUUCGGACGACUUCUUUCCAGAAGUUCCUGCCUCGCAUCCCUGGCACAUCUUUUGCAAUGCACACAACUCUCUGUUGACUCAGCACCUCAACGUUCUGCCUGACUGGGACAUGUUCCAGACAUCGCAUGAAUGGGCAUCAUUCCACGGUGCAGCUCGCUGUGUCUCUGGCGGUCCGAUCUACUUUACAGAUUACCCUGGCAAGCACGACAUCAAGCUGAUCAACCAAAUGACGGCCCGUACCACCAGAGGCAAGACCGUUAUCCUACGUCCUUACAACAUUGGAAAGAGCACAAACGCAUACGCUGGCUACGAAGACCACUCUCUUCUGAAGGUCCACACUUACCACGGGUAUGCCCGCACCGGAACUGCAUACCUCGGUGUCUUCAACUGCACUCAGCGACCAUUGUCUGAGCUCAUCCCUCUGUCAACCUUUGCAGGUGCCGAGGAAGGAAAACACAUCAUUCGUGCCUUCACCACUGGUGCCAUCAGCAAGCCUAUGUCUUGUGGCGAGAAGAAGGCUCUGACUGGCGUCGAGAUUGACGUUGGAGGUUGGGAGAUCUUGUCUGCUCAUCCCAUCCAUGAGCACACACUCCGUCGCAGUGGGCCCGUCGCCAUCACCUGCCUCGGUCUCAUUGGCAAGAUGACGGGAGCAGCCGCCAUAAUCAGCAGCGACAUCUACGUAGACACCCAAGGAAAGUUACGCUACUCCGCCCUCAUCAAAGCUCUCGGCGUACUUGGCUUCUGGAUCGGCGACUUGAGCAAGAGCUGGAGUGUCGAGAAGGACAUGCUGGUUCUGAUCUUUGGCAAGCAGAUUCCUACAGAGUGCGUCAGUGUCAAGGGCGACGUCUUGGAAAUUGAUGUCGACAGAGCUUGGAAGGAGACUGGACAGAAGGCUGGCUGGUCGAAUGAGAUUGAGGUUGAGUUGUUCAUCUCGUAGAUAGCUUGCUUCUACCCCUUUGCCUAGACUUCUAGAAGAGUCUUUUUUUUUUGGAUUUGGGGCUCUGCAAGUUUGGAAACGCAAGCUCUUGGUGUAAAUUAGGUCG
This is a messenger RNA of Aureobasidium subglaciale EXF-2481, 2972 nucleotides long. RefSeq names its product glycoside hydrolase family 36 protein. The coding region runs from base 158 to 2866 and encodes 902 amino acids. The transcript is spliced from 4 exons. NCBI's taxonomy places the organism in Eukaryota, Fungi, Ascomycota, Dothideomycetes, Dothideales, Saccotheciaceae. The record is from RefSeq and is a predicted model, not a curated record.